Messenger RNA from Lathyrus oleraceus (garden pea), 1461 nucleotides. RefSeq names its product ATP synthase subunit a, chloroplastic. The transcript has a single exon. Bases 1 to 744 code for a protein of 247 amino acids. Gene Ontology annotation, biological process: proton motive force-driven ATP synthesis. Gene Ontology annotation, molecular function: proton transmembrane transporter activity. Lineage: Eukaryota; Viridiplantae; Streptophyta; Magnoliopsida; Fabales; Fabaceae. The record is from RefSeq and is a predicted model, not a curated record.
AUGAAUGUUCUAUUAUGUUACAUCAACACAUUAAACAGAUUCUAUGAUAUAUCGGCUGUGGAAGUAGGUCAACAUUUCUAUUGGCAAAUAGGGGAUUUUCAAGUGCAUGCUCAAGUACUUAUUACCUCUUGGGUUGUAAUUGCUAUCUUAUUAAUUUCAACCAUUCUAGUUGUUAGAAAUCCGCAAACUAUUCCCACGUCUGGUCAGAAUUUCUUUGAAUAUGUCCUUGAAUUCAUACGAGACGUGAGCAAAACUCAGAUUGGAGAAGAAUAUGGUCCAUGGGUUCCGUUUAUUGGAACUCUGUUUCUAUUUAUUUUUGUUUCGAAUUGGUCAGGGGCCCUUUUGCCUUGGAAAAUUAUAAAGUUACCUCAUGGAGAGUUAGCUGCACCCACAAAUGAUAUAAAUACUACUGUUGCAUUAGCUUUACUUACGUCAGUAGCCUAUUUCUAUGCGGGUAUUUCAAAAAAAGGAUUGGCCUAUUUUGGUAAAUACAUCCAACCAACGCCAAUCCUUUUACCGAUUAACAUCUUAGAAGAUUUCACAAAACCCUUAUCACUUAGUUUUCGACUUUUCGGAAAUAUAUUAGCGGAUGAAUUAGUAGUUGUUGUUCUUGUUUCGUUAGUACCUUUAGUAGUUCCUAUCCCUGUUAUGUUCCUUGGAUUAUUUACAAGCGGUAUUCAAGCUCUUAUUUUCGCUACUUUAGCUGCGGCGUAUAUAGGUGAAUCCAUGGAAGGGCAUCAUUGACUAGUUAUGAAAAUAGGAUUUUAGACCGCGACAAAGUAUGUAUGGCUCGCGAUAAUCUACUUAAGGAACAGAAAGAUAAAAAUCCAAAGAAAUUUGGAAAAGUUUUCAUAACAAUCAAAAAGUAUAAAUAAAAUUAAAACAAUUACCAGGGAAUUAAACAAAAAAUAGAGAUUCAAUUCAAAAAAGGGUGAGGGGGUCGAACUAGGCGUAUAUAUAAUCUAAUCGUUAUAAGACAGCUGGGGGAUUUCCAAGAAUGAUUCUCGAAUACGAUUGAAUCGAAGAUACAACGAAUUGGUUUACGGUAUGGAACAAACACAUGUAUAUGUCAUAGUAGAUAUUCAUUAGUUAUAGAUGACUAUCUAUCUAAAUUUGUCCUGCUACUACUCUAAAUUUAGGUAGGGAUUCAAAAAAAAAGACCACUUCCAUCUCUUGUAAUUGUGAAUUGAAUAUAAAAUGAAAUCAAAGAAAAAGGAAGGUUUAAAAUAAAUGUAAGAUAAGACCAAAAAUUGUCUGUAUUCACAAAAAACUACAAGGGUAGAAACGAAAAAAGUAAAUAUCGAAAUAAUUGAGAUAAUUCAAUCAAAAUUAUUCCGUUUGAAAUUUUGAAUUACACUUCGACUAGAGAAAGAUAACUAGGAAGAAUGAAAUAAUUAAGUCAUAUAUUUUUUGUUGAUUAUAUUAUUAACUAUUUCUUAAUUUUAUUUGGAAUAGGAGAAA